AUGGCUCAUGGCGACCCCGACGGUGGUCCCAAAAUUUCUGAACUCACCCAGUCGAUGGUUGAGGCGUGGAAACGGUGGCCAGCGUUCUUUCGGUUUGAGGCCCUGUUGCCUUGUCAGAUACCCCGCACCAUCCAGGCUCCAGAGCUGAGCCCCUUCGCGCGCCCCCUGGCGGCCGAGGUGGCCGCCCGCUGCGCGCAGGGUGGAAUCGCCCCGGAGACCCUGGCCACCGCUGUGGGCUGCGCGGCCAAUGCCGGCGCACUGGGCAUGGCCGAGGCGCACGUGGAGAAGCAGCAAGAAGCAGCCAGGGGUUCCCCACUUUCCUGUCAGAAGAGCGUCUGA
Messenger RNA from Symbiodinium natans, 339 nucleotides. The record is from the annotation of a GenBank genome assembly. NCBI's taxonomy places the organism in Eukaryota, Dinophyceae, Suessiales, Symbiodiniaceae.